Molecule: messenger RNA, 1494 nt
Organism: Dipodomys ordii (Ord's kangaroo rat)
Lineage: Eukaryota; Metazoa; Chordata; Mammalia; Rodentia; Heteromyidae
Product: tripartite motif-containing protein 60-like
Exons: 1
Coding region: 1-1410 (469 amino acids)
Molecular function (GO): protein binding; zinc ion binding
Source: RefSeq, a predicted model, not a curated record
AUGGAGGUUAGGUCCGGGCUGGCACACUUGCAGGAGGAAAGCUGCUGCCCCAUUUGUCUGGAUUACUUCAAAGACCCCGUGACCAUCGACUGUGGGCACAACUUCUGCUUUGACUGCCUGCAUAUGUGCUGGAAGGAUCUCCACAGUGGACCUGCUGAUGACUUUCCCUGCCCGGUGUGCCGAUUUCACUUUGCCCGCAUCCACUUCAAGAGGAACCCCCAGCUCCGGAAUUUGGCUGAAAUUGCCAAGCAACUCCAGGUGCGAAGGAGCAAGAGGCAGCAGAGGCUGGAGGAACACCCCAUGUGCCAGAAGCACAACCAGUUCUUGACCUUUUUCUGUUCGAGGGACAUGCAGGUGUUAUGUCCGCUGUGCAGUUUCUCGGCAGAACACCAAUCACACUACAUUUGCUCUGUGAAGACGAUUGCCUCUUAUCACCGGGGGCUGGUAAAAGAGUCCCUGAGUACCUUGCAGAGCAAUGCAGAGCGCGCAGACAAGGUGGUCGCCCUGCAAGGCACGAGAUCCAAGGAGCUGAGAGCCCAGGUGGAGCUCCGCACGGAUGAAAUCAAUUCCGAGUUCGAGCAAGUCAGGUGGUUUUUCCAGGUUCAGCAAGAGGCUCUCCUUCAGCAGAUGCGGGAGGAAGAGUCAAGCAUUUUAACAGAGCUUCAGAAACAUCUGGUAACGCUUUCCAGCCAGGUUUCCACUCUGUUGCAUCUCCUGAAAGAGGUCAAGGACAAGCAAGCAAGUUCUGACCUGGAGCUGCUGACAGAUGUGAAGAGUCUCCACGACAGGUUGCACAAUAGGAAAAGUCCUGAGCUCGUCUCUUUCCAGUUAAAGGAAUAUGCUUUCGGGCUCCCUCCACAGUACUCUAGUUUGGAUCCGAUUAUCAAGAAGUUUCACAUCCAGGUGUCUUUGGAUCCCAACACGGCUCACCCCUACCUUGUUGUUUCUGAGGACAGAAAAAUGGUGUGGUAUUCCCAAGGAAGAGAGAACAGCUCCAGGGAGCUCUGUGCUGCUGUUCUGGGUUUAGAGAAGUUUGUUUCUGGCCGCCAUUACUGGGAGGUGGAGGUGGGAAGCAAAGGCAGGUGGACCUUGGGUGUGUGCCAAAACCGCCUUCCUCGGAACUGGAGCAAUCACACUGCAGUUCACAAGGGUGUCUGGGCAGUGGGGCUAUAUACCGAGGAGGAGGGCUAUGUAGCAUUUGGUCCCAGGAAAACCCACAUCAUGACAAGAGUCAGACCCAGUAAGGUUGGCAUUUUUUUGGACUAUGAAUUAGGUGAGGUUUUCUUUUACAAUAUGACUGAUAAGUCUCUUCUCUAUAGUUUUAGUGAUUCCUUUACUAAUCCCAUCUGCUCUUUUUUCUGUCCUGGAGUAGAUCCUGAACCUCUAAAAAUUGCUCCACUGUCUAGAUGAUGGAAAACAAGUUAAGGCUAGUUUAGACAGUCAAUUUCAUCAUAUUUCUAGAGCCUUUGAUUUUUUUAAUUUUUUUUUUUAUUU